AUGAGUGGCCCCGGCGUAGGUUUCGAAUAUCCUUCCCAGGAAGUUUCCUGGCUGAAGCGGGACCAACUGACAAAUUUGCCAGCCUUCAAGCACACCGACCAAGAGGUCAUAGAUUUUUACGCCCGCUCAGCUGCAACGCCCAUAGCCAAUGUACCCAAAUUUGAUAGCCGCCGUGUGGUCGAUGGUCAGCGGUCUAUGAAGUUCCUUAAGCCCUUACCUCCUACAAGCGUAGGCAAGAAAUUUGAGCUGCGGUCCAAGGUUCUUGGCGUAUAUGACAAAGGCAAGGUGGGGACCGUAAUCGAGACGGAGACGGUACUUGCAGAGAAAGGUGGAGAUGUAUACACCAAAGCUGUAGGCAGUGCGUUCUUCAUCGGACAAGGCAAUUGGGGUGGGCCUAAAGGUCCAAGUACAGUAAACUACCCACCACCAGAAGGGAAGAAAUCGGACGCAGUGCAUAUUCUGCAGACAGCCAAGGAAUCUGCCCAUCUAUACAGACUCAAUGGCGAUUACAAUCCUCUCCACGCGACCCCAGAACCAGGUCAGGAGAUGGGAUUUGGGGGUGCCAUUAUGCACGGACUCUUCUCGUGGAAUUCUGCUUGUCACGGCUUACUGCAGACGCUUGGUGGUAGUGAUCCUGCGAAUCUAAGAGAGUUUGAGGCAAGAUUUGCAGCACCGGUAAAGCCUGGAGACAAGCUUGUGACAGAAGCUUGGAGGACGGGUGAGGUCAAAGAUGGAUGGGAAGAACGUGACUAA
This is a messenger RNA of Letharia lupina, 753 nucleotides long. RefSeq lists its product as uncharacterized. The record is from RefSeq and is a predicted model, not a curated record. Gene Ontology annotation, cellular component: peroxisome. The transcript has 5 exons. Bases 1 to 753 code for a protein of 250 amino acids. NCBI's taxonomy places the organism in Eukaryota, Fungi, Ascomycota, Lecanoromycetes, Lecanorales, Parmeliaceae.